GCUGUCUCAGAGCUGAAAUCACAAUCCCCAGUCGAAGCUCAGUCCCCGAUAUACACGUCGUGAGACACCGGGCCGCUCUCCGUCCUGUAUCAAACUCUUCCUCCAGACAGUCGACUAACGGACCACCAUGGGAGUCGAAGGCUGCACCAAAUGUAUCAAGUACAUGCUUUUCUUAUUCAACUUCAUCUUCUGGCUCGCGGGAGGUGUCAUCCUGGGCGUGGCCCUAUGGUUGAGACAUGACCCCAAGACCAGCAACCUGCUGGAGCUGGAGUUGGACGGAGCCCACGCCCCCAGCACCUUCUACAUCAGUGUCCACAUCCUCAUCGCCGUCGGCGCAGUGAUGAUGGUGGUCGGUUUCCUGGGAUGCUACGGAGCCAUCCAGGAGUCCCAGUGUCUUUUGGGAACUUUCUUCGCCUGCCUGGUCCUCCUGUUCGCCUGCGAGGUCGCUGCCGGAAUCUGGGGCUUCAUGCACAAAGACACCGUGUCGAAGGAGAUGAUCAACUACUAUGACACCGUGUACGACAAGGCCGCCAAAGAAUCCCUCAUCGUUGAGACCGAGCAGCCCGCCGCCGCCGUGCUCAAGGUCUUCCAUGAGACGCUGAGCUGCUGCGGUAAAGGCAAGGGAACCGCCAUCCUGACCAAGCUGACCGACGCGCUCGGCCUGACCGAUCUCUGCCCCCGCUCCGGGGUGUCAGUCGAUUGCCACAGUCGGAUCGACGCGCUCUUCACAGACAAGAUCUACCUGAUCGGUAUCGCCGCCCUGGUGGUCGCAGUUAUUAUGAUCUUCGAGAUGAUCUUCAGCAUGGUGUUGUGCUGCGGGAUCCGCAACAGCCCGGUGUACUAAAGCGACGGGAUGAAGGAGUGUUGUCUCCCGUCUCGUUCUUUUCUCAUUUUCUUUUCUAAAAGCAGGAAACGUCACGUAUAUAACUUGCUGGAUUUGAGUCGACUCUUUGAGAAGACAGCGUAGACCAUCCUCCAUUGGGUGUUUUAAUUACACUGUCCCUAUUUUUUUUUAUUUUUUACGAAUGCUGUAUUGCAUAAUUGUCCAGUGCUCGCCUAACCCUGAUAUGUAGAUAUUAUAUCACACAUGACGUCCACCGGUCCUGGUGCUCUAACCCCUUUGUGAUUUUACUGCUUCCUCGCCUAUGAACAUGCUCUUAUACUCUUGGUUUUAAUGGAUGUUUUUUUCACUGUUUUAUGUAUAAAACUGUAUAUAAAUAUAUAUAUUAACAGUGCUUUAUGGCUGCCAAGCAUGGAAAUUACAUUGCAGUAGACCCUUCUCCCCGUAUCCUUCCUGCACUCUGCUUGUCCGUCCCGCUCUCGACUAAACCAGUGGCGCCUCACCACGCCAUGUAGGAGGCGAACACACACCGACACACACAGACACACACACAGACGCACACACACCCUGUUCAGUGUCCCGGUUCACAACCACGCCGCUGUGUGACGUCUGUCUGAACCGACUAAAGAAGGAAUCUCAGUUAUUCUUAGAAGCUGGAACCAAAGUCAAAGUGACCCGAUGUCUGUCGGCUGGGCCUCGUGUCGAUGAUGUUUGUUGUUUCAUUGUGUGUCUAAAAGUUGUCUUUAGUGCUCAGUUGUAUAAAACCCUUUUUUAAGUCCAGUCUGGUCCGGCCGGGUUCCAGACUUAUGAGUCUCCACCUGCAUUGAACAUUUUGUCCAAUAGAAACGUUUUAACUGGGCGGUAAACAAAAGGAGUGGCAGGGAGUUUAACUUCGUCACAGAGAAAUCGGUUUAAAAAUAUAUCUGUGAACCCGCCCCGCCCCCUUUGGGGUGAUCUUUAAUAAAUAAAUACAAUUAAUCUAAAAAGAGAGAGAAAUCAAACAUAUUCCGUUUUAUACAACUGUACACUUAUUGUGAAGGCAACUUGUUUUACGCUACAAUCUCCUAAAUCAGAGGACUCUAAUUGAAACACGACCCCUACCAUCUACACUUGAAGCAGGUUUGUGCUCCGGAUGCAUCCGCGUAUUGGUUGUGUGCUUUUUCAUCAAGCUUGCUGACCGUCCACAUGAGCCGAAUGUCCCUGGUUACUUGUGUCCAAACAAAACAGGGGUUAGACACAAUAACAUGAACCCCAGUGCAGAUGAAUCAAACGGCGUGUGAUGUGCAUUGGAUUUAAAACUUGCGCUGUGCACACAAACAGAUCCAGUGUUGCACCACAAGUCGGUCCUACCCGCCUGCUGCAGUCCAGCCAAUCAGAUCGCUCCCACCCGGUCAACCAAACGUGAGGUCCGGGCUUUUUUGUUUGACUAAUCUUGUACUCGACCGCAAAAAACUGGUCCUGAGGUCUGUUUCCACGCUACGCAUAGAUAGCUGCACUAGCACCGCGCGUCACAAACAACUCUUAAGUCAUAUCAUCUCGCGUAACCUCCAGUAUUAUCACAGCUUUCGUCGGGCCGACAAAAAAUAAAAAAAUUCUUCUUAGCAUCUCAUACUCGUACAUACCGAGAAACAGCUAAAAAAAGAAAGUGUCUUAUAUGUACAGCUCUGACGUACUAACAAAAAUCAUGAAGACUGUAGAAAGACAAUGUAUGCCCUUUUUUCUUGUAUUGUGAUAUCAGUGUUUGGUACGUCGUCGACUGAGUCAAGAAAGAAAGGGUGAUUUUUCUUUAGUGGCAGUGGCGGCAGAAGAAGUCGGUCCUAAAGAAGAAGAAAAGCCCCCAGUCCGGUUUGCCCCCAUGACGAGGACACUCGCUGUGUUCCUCUGACCGCUGCCCCUUAUUUUCUUUUUAAUUCGGGAAGCUGACACUCGGGACCCACUGCCACUUCGAUCUCAGCCUCUCUAGUCUUGUAGACUUCGGUUUGCCCAAAGUAUAAAGGGAUUAAAUGUAUUUUACAAAUAAUACAGUCAA
Pseudoliparis swirei is the source of this 2870-nucleotide messenger RNA. Its product is annotated as CD81 protein-like. The coding region runs from base 128 to 844 and encodes 238 amino acids. The transcript has 8 exons. The record is from RefSeq and is a predicted model, not a curated record. NCBI's taxonomy places the organism in Eukaryota, Metazoa, Chordata, Actinopteri, Perciformes, Liparidae. Gene Ontology annotation, cellular component: membrane.